AUGGAUAACACAACCCAGAAUGUUAUCCAGCACUUCUCUAGCUUCACUUCCGGUCAGCUGAUCACCUACCAGCAGCUCCUCUCCCUGGCCCUGUCCGUGUCCUACAUGUCCUCCAUCGUCCUCUCCCUCGGCGUUGUCCUCAACUUCCUCAACAUGGCAACAUUCGUCCUUACCGGCCUCCAAGAUGGCGUCACCGUUUCCUUUUUUCUACUCUCCACUUCCGAUUUCGCCUAUGACCUAAUUUCGCUGACCAUCCGGUCAUGCGUGGUGCUGACUUACUCCGGGCAGACGUCUAUAGUCACGUGCUCUGAAGAGUUCCAACUCGUGGCAUACUGGCACUCUCUGGUUUUCUAUGACUACUCCGUGUACGUGACCGCGUUUAUCGCCCUUGUACGGUGCUGCUGUGUGGCUAUGCCCUUACGUUUCAAAAACCAGUUCACGGUGUCUAGAACUCUUUGUGCCCUGUGUUUAUUUUUCAUCGCCGCCACCAUAUUGAGAACGCCAGCCCUCAUUGCCAUGACACUACGCAAUACUCCAUCACCCAAUCAAACCUCGGCUUUAGAACUCUGGAACAAUCUUCGAAUCGUCAACGACACCCUCAACAGAAACAUCAUCCCUUUGUCUUGUUUCAUCAUCAUUUUCCUCUGUUUAAUUAUCCUGUCUAUAAAACUUUUUUCCGCGUCCAAUUUUAGACAGACCAUGACGGCGCCUAAACAAUCCAAGAAUUCCAGAACCUCUUGGACCAAAAAAGACCUUCGCGUGGUACAGUCGGUGACCUUGAUAUCCACCCUGUUCGUGACCUUCACUCUACCCUUCGUCGUCUGUUCACUCACGCGAACCAUCUACCCCGCCAUGUUUGAAUCGGAUUUCUUACUCAACGGUUUGAUAGAGCUGAGUCAGCUCCUGGGUUUUGUAAACAGCAGCUUCAACUUUUUCAUUUACUUCCGAUAUAAGAAAGAUGAAAAUAGUAUGGAUGAUCAGGAUGAUGAUGAAUGUGAUGACGACACUGUUGAUGAUGACAAUGGAGAAAACUUAGAGGGAUACGAAAGUGAUGUUUGCAAUGACAGCGAAAAAAAGCGAGAAGUGUGA
Molecule: messenger RNA, 1089 nt
Organism: Physella acuta
Lineage: Eukaryota; Metazoa; Mollusca; Gastropoda; Physidae
Biological process (GO): neuropeptide signaling pathway
Cellular component (GO): plasma membrane
Molecular function (GO): G protein-coupled peptide receptor activity
Source: RefSeq, a predicted model, not a curated record